Messenger RNA from Sorex fumeus (smoky shrew), 1220 nucleotides. It is a transcript of the gene KCNJ10, whose product is annotated as potassium inwardly rectifying channel subfamily J member 10. Bases 96 to 1220 code for a protein of 374 amino acids. Gene Ontology annotation, cellular component: plasma membrane. NCBI's taxonomy places the organism in Eukaryota, Metazoa, Chordata, Mammalia, Eulipotyphla, Soricidae. Gene Ontology annotation, molecular function: inward rectifier potassium channel activity. Gene Ontology annotation, biological process: regulation of monoatomic ion transmembrane transport; potassium ion import across plasma membrane. The record is from RefSeq and is a predicted model, not a curated record. The transcript is spliced from 2 exons.
CGCCGCGCUCCGCUCCGCUGUGCGCCCCUGCCCGCCCCGUCUGCCCUUCCGACCCGCUCGCUGCCCGCCCAGGGCCCACCCCGCCCGGACCCAAGAUGGCCUCGGUGGCCAAGGUCUACUACAGCCAGACGACGCAGACGGAGAGCCGCCCGCUGGUGGGCCCGGGGCUGCGGCGGCGGCGCGUGCUGACCAAGGACGGCCGUAGCAACGUGCGCAUGGAGCACAUCGCCGACAAACGCUUCCUCUACCUCAAGGACCUGUGGACCACUUUCAUCGACAUGCAGUGGCGCUACAAGCUGCUGCUCUUCUCGGCCACCUUCGCCGGCACCUGGUUCCUCUUCGGCGUGGUGUGGUACCUGGUGGCCGUGGCGCACGGGGACCUGCUGGAGCUGGGCCCGCCGGCCAACCACACGCCCUGCGUGGUGCAGGUGCACACGCUCACGGGCGCCUUCCUCUUCUCGCUCGAGUCGCAGACCACCAUCGGCUACGGCUUCCGCUACAUCAGCGAGGAGUGCCCGCUGGCCAUCGCCCUGCUCAUCGUGCAGCUGGUGCUCACCACCAUCCUGGAGAUCUUCAUCACGGGCACCUUCCUGGCCAAGAUCGCGCGGCCCAAGAAGCGCGCCGAGACCAUCCGCUUCAGCCAGCACGCCGUGGUGGCGGCCCACGACGGCAAGCCCUGCCUCAUGAUCCGCGUGGCCAACAUGCGUAAGAGCCUGCUCAUCGGCUGCCAGGUCACGGGCAAGCUCCUGCAGACGCACCAGACCAAGGAGGGCGAGAGCAUCCGCCUCAACCAGGUCAACGUGGCCUUCCAGGUGGACACGGCCUCCGACAGCCCCUUCCUCAUCCUGCCGCUGACCUUCUACCACGUGGUGGACGAGGCCAGCCCGCUCAAGGACCUGCCGCUGCGCAGCGGGGAGGGCGACUUCGAGCUGGUCCUCAUCCUCAGCGGCACCGUGGAGUCCACCAGCGCCACCUGCCAGGUGCGCACGUCCUACCUGCCCGAGGAGAUCCUCUGGGGCUACGAGUUCACGCCCGCCAUCUCGCUCUCGGCCAGCGGCAAGUACGUGGCCGACUUCAGCCUCUUCGACCAGGUGGUCAAGGUGGCGCCGCCCGCCGGCCUCCGCGACGGGGACCCCGAGAAGCUGAAGCUGGAGGAGUCGCUGCGGGAGCAGGCGGAGAAGGAGGGGGGCGCCCUGAGCGUCCGCAUCAGCAACGUCUGA